This is a messenger RNA of Choloepus didactylus (southern two-toed sloth), 4220 nucleotides long. RefSeq lists its product as uncharacterized. NCBI's taxonomy places the organism in Eukaryota, Metazoa, Chordata, Mammalia, Pilosa, Megalonychidae. The coding region runs from base 1 to 609 and encodes 202 amino acids. The transcript is spliced from 6 exons. Gene Ontology annotation, molecular function: nucleoside triphosphate diphosphatase activity. The record is from RefSeq and is a predicted model, not a curated record.
AUGGGGGCGUGGCUCCCUGGAGGGCGAGGCUUCCUGGCGGGGCGGGGCGCGGCUCGUCCUUGCCGCUCCGCGGCCGCGGUGCUCCGGGCUGACCGCUCGGCGGGUGCUGCCAUCGUGCUGUGCCCGGUGAUCGGGAAGCUGCUGGUGAAGCGGGUGGUGCUGGCCAGCGCCUCCCCGCGCCGCCAGGAGAUCCUCAUCCAGGCGGGCCUCCAGUUUGAAGUGGUCCCUUCCAGAUUUAAGGAGACGCUGGACAACGCCUCCUUCCCCACCCCUUAUGCCUAUGCCAUCGAGACAGCCAAGCAGAAGGCUCUGGAGGUGGCACACAGGAUGCAUCUGAAAGACUUGCAGACCCCCGACAUUGUCAUCGGAGCCAACACCAUUGUGGUUUCCAUGAGCCUGUUUCCUCAUCCUGCUUGCCAGGGGACCUGGGUCAGCUCUUACCUUGGUGGGGUCUUUGAGCCCGAGGUGAGGCCGCUGGAGCUGUCUCCUGUUCCGCGUCUGUCCGUCUGUCAGCCUGAGGCACAGGCUCCUCAUGCAAAGCUGCCGGCGGCCCCCAGCUGCUCCCCCCUUCCCCAGCGAUGGACACAGGUGCAUUCCUGGGAGACCUGAACUCCUCAGACAGCCUUAAGACCCUUCCUCAGACCACAGGGAAGUCUGGACACUUUCCCACCCUCCAUCCAUCCAUCCUUCUCUUGGAGGCAAUCCUGCAUCCAGGUUCCGAAAGUUCCAUGCUAACAGCUGAAUUUGAACCUUCAUACAACAAUGGCUGUUCCUCUUGAGAAGGUUCCACAGGUGCCGAAGGGCCUCCCGCGCCGCAGCCGGCUCCGUGGUUGUUGGCGGUGGCGCCAGGUGGGGCUGGCGGCGGCUGGGCCGGACCCCGCAGAAAGGACGGCACGAAUUCGGCGGCAUGGACGUUGGGCACGAAAGGUUUGGCGUUGACGUUGAGCUGCCGGCUGAAGGCCGCGCUGAGGUGAUCAUGCUGGGCCUCGGCCGCCGCCGCCGCCAGGGAGGUGCCGCCGCCGCAAGGGCCCGGCCCGGGGGCUUCCAUGUCCGCCUGGUCCCAGCAGUCGGGGGGCCGAGUCGCUGCUGCUACUGCUGCUACCGCCGCCACCGCCGCCGCCGCCCUGCCCGGAUCCAUGAUCGGGGGGCCGUGUGUGUGGUGAAGAGAGGGCGGGAAAUGGAGGCGGGGGCGAUGGGCCGGGAAGGAACAGGCCGCGCUGAGCGAGCGAAGGCGGCGAGGCAGAAGGGCCGGGGCUUAGCGACACAAUCCCAGGCGUCUCUGUGGCGGCAGCUCCAGUCCCGACUCCGCACUCACGACGGCGGCGGCGGCGGCGGCGGCUCAACCCUCCUCCUCCUGUGUGCAAGCGGAUCUCCUCCCACCCAGCCCCCUACAUCUGAUUUUUAAAGUGGAGAGCUUCCAAACAGGACAGUGAAAAUAAAGACAGAUGUAUCUCUCUGUUCUCUUUGUGACGUUUGGAAAUACUCAGACACACAGGAAAGGAUAUUUUACCACUCAGCUGAGAAAUGACACUUUGCAAACACCUGCUCCCCACCCCAAGUUCAGUCCCCUGACCCCCAGGCCCAGAAGGUUGGGGUAGGACGGGGGGGGGGGGGGGCUCUGAACACAGGCUGUGACAGGGCAGGGACCCCAGCUGAUUAGACACAGCCUGGAACCAGGCUCUCCAAUGUGGGACCCAUGACUCCAAGUUGAAAGCAAGAUUACCCACUGGGGUACAAGAAGAAAAUUGUAGAAUGUGCCUUUAUAUUCCUUUUCUAAAAUCUAAAGCACAAAAAAAACAUGGCACUUUCCUAAAAUUGAAUAGAAGGGUAGGCAUCCAAAAUGCAUAUGGUUUAUGAAUAAAAUGAAUGCACUCAUUCUGGGAUGCUUGAACAUUUACCCCUUAUGGGUAGGGCAGUGCACAUGCCUGGGCUGAAAGUUUCAAAAACAUUUCAUGUAGAAGAGUUGUGGUGAGUGGAGAAGCUCAGUUUGCAGAAGCUACAAUGACCUUCUCCAAAGAGGUGAAAGUUGGUCUUUGCCACACAACUGGGCUAGCUCCAAGUUUCUCAAGAAGAUGAGAAUUGAGACAGUGAGGGAGGGUUACCUAUCAGGAGGGUGAUUUCUGCUUGGGACACAGAGAGAAUUCAUCAGACAAACCCAAAGGGAGGAACCUGCUACCAAGAGAUGUUUGUGUCAAGUAAGACAAACUCAAGUUGAGGGAAUGUUCCAGAACAAAGAAGGAUAAAGACAGCUGGCAACUGACACAAUUACUUGACCCCAGAGCAGAUCCUGUUCUGGAGGGGAAGCAUUUUGUGGGUCCACAGACAAAACUGGAUUAUGGUUUUGGACUAUAGAUUAUAGAUUAUGGAUUAUGGAUUAUAGAUUACGGAUUAUGGAUUAUGCAUCAUUCAAUGUCCUGAAGUGCAUGUCUGCUCUGUGGUUAUCUAAGAGAAUAACCUUAUUCUUGGGGAAUGUACACUAAAGCGUUUAGGCUGUGCAGUACGCAACUUACUCUAAAAUGGUUCAGGAAAAAUGUGUAGGUGCAAGGAGAAUAAAUGUAAAAUGUUUGCUUCAAAUGUUUCCCCCAUGAUGGUCUCAUUUAAAUGCACAACUCAUCAUUUUCUUUUCAAAAGAAGUUUGCUUGUUAACUGCUCUGAAUCAGUCCAAGCCCCUAACAGCUGUUCACAAUAAUAUGCAAUUAGAUGUUUGCUUCAUUGUUUUAUCAGGAAAGCAGCAUCGCUAAAGAAAUGGAUGGAAAACUGAGGUUGGUGGAUAUUCUGUUGGGUGAUCCCCAAAUCCAAGGAAUGACUCUUGGGGGUGGGAGUCAAGUGUAUGUGUGUGCAUGUGUGAAAAUCCCCCAAACAGACCCAUUUACACUUAUGUUCCAUUUGAAGGGGAUUGCCUGUCCCACAGAGCUCUUUUUGCAGGGGACAGCCAGCACAUGUCACAAAAUCAAAAUGAAGGCAGGAGGGUUGAGGUGACCAGGGGCCGUGCAGCCCAGAAUCUGGGGUUAGUGAGACCCAGACUCAAAUGUGAGCUCUGCAAAUGAGGGGCUCUGCGACCCCAGGCAGCACCCUCCCCUCUCUGAGCCCCACUUUCCACCUUGGAAACUGGGGGUGGUGAUAUUUUGAAGAGCCUUUCUGAGAGGGAACUGGGAUGAUUUACCCAGAGCAUCUUGUGUGGGGUUUAACCCACAUUCCUGGUUGUUAUAUUGCUCCGUUGCUUGGGGCUGGUUUGCACCCAUGUGACAUUCAACCUUUACAGGCAGGAAAACAGCAGCCCUGGCUGGACUCACCUUUGCAGUUUUUCAAAAUUAAAUGGACUCUCCCAUAGGACACAGACACAACCAAGCAGUUGCAGUGUGUCCUGAUAAAAAUCACUGAAUAAAUAGGUGCUGUACAAGGUACUGUAUCUAUAUGAGUUCACCGAGUGUCAUCAGGCACCAAGACUCCCAGCCAGGGUGCAUAUUCUGGGAGCUGAUUAAAAUGGCACUCAGAAGGGGAUUAGUAGUGCAAAUAUAAGGAUAUUCAUCUAUGAGCCAAAACAAAUGUAUGACACUAUUACAAGGUGUUAAUAAUAGGGUGGUAUAUGGGAAAAAAUACAACUAAUGCGAACUAUGAAUUAUAGUUAGCAGUAAUAUAAUAUUCUUCCUUCAGUUGUAGCAAAGGUAACAGAUUAAUGUUAAGUGUCAAUAAUAGAGGGGUAUAAUGGGAAGGGAGGUUUUCUUUUUGGAGCAAUGCAUAUGUUCAAAAAUUGAUUGUAAUGAUGAGAGCAUAACUCUGUGAUUACACUAAGAGCUACUGAUUGCACACAUUGGAUGGAUUGUAUGGUGUGUGAAUAAAACUGCUUAAAGAAAUUAAAUGGAAAUGGAAAGCCAUGGGGGCCCUUUUGGAGCAAGGAAGAGAGUCCUUCACCACCACUUCCACUCCUGACUAUUUCCAUUUUUAAUUGCCUUGUGAAAACAGAGUCAACCCUGAAAUUAUCAUAUGACCUAGUAAUUCUGUCCCUGGUAUGUACCCUCAUGAAUUGAAAACUGAAGUUCAGAUAAAAACUUCUACGUGCCUGUUCAAAGCAGCAUUAUGCACAAUAGGAAACAAGGUGGGAGCAGCCCAGAUACUCAUCAGCAAACAACUGGAUACACAAAAUGUGUCAUAUGCCAAUGUGAUUGGGAAAGCCAUAUGCACCACACUCCCUUUGUCCAAUGUAUGGAUGGAUGAGUAGA